This is a messenger RNA of Astyanax mexicanus (Mexican tetra), 3650 nucleotides long. RefSeq names its product solute carrier family 18 member 3b (gene slc18a3b). NCBI's taxonomy places the organism in Eukaryota, Metazoa, Chordata, Actinopteri, Characiformes, Acestrorhamphidae. The coding region runs from base 262 to 1962 and encodes 566 amino acids. Gene Ontology annotation, molecular function: acetylcholine transmembrane transporter activity. Gene Ontology annotation, cellular component: AP-1 adaptor complex; terminal bouton; AP-2 adaptor complex. The transcript has a single exon. Gene Ontology annotation, biological process: transmembrane transport; chemical synaptic transmission. The record is from RefSeq and is a predicted model, not a curated record.
AGAAAGGGAGAGAGAGAGAACCGCGCACGAGCUCGUCAACAGCAUCACCAGAGCAGAGCAGCCCCUCAGCCCCGAGCGGGAUGAGAGGCGGAGGCGCGAGACGCGAGACUGAACAGCGAGGAGACGCCUUGGCCAAACCAAGAGGGCGCAAAAGCGCGCAGCGAGCACGCGCGUCCAGAGACAGGGGCGAGAGCGCGAGACUGAGGAAAGUGGAGGAAAAGGGUUCGCCGUGAGUGCGCGCACAGAGAAGCCCGAGAGGAGAUGGAGGCCAGCGGCGGCGGAGUGGUCCCCACGGUGCGCGAGGCCAUGCGGGACCCGAAACGACAGCGGACGGUGAUCCUGGUGAUCGUGUGCGUGGCGCUGCUGCUGGACAACAUGCUGUACAUGGUGAUCGUGCCUAUCAUCCCGGACUACCUGGCUGGGCUGGAGAGCGAGGCUGAGGCCGAGGCUAAGCUUGAGGCGCAGGCGCACCCGCGCGUAAACGGCACCGGCAGCGCGUCCCCGGUGUCCAAAACCAACCUGGACGUGAAGAUCGGAGUGCUGUUCGCCUCCAAGGCCAUCCUGCAGCUCGCGGUCAACCCGCUCUCCGGACCCUUCAUCGACCGCGUGGGUUACGACCUGCCCUUGCUCAUCGGCCUUAUGGUGAUGUUCAUGUCCACGUGCGUCUUCGCGUUCGCCGAGACCUACGCCACGCUGUUCGCCGCGCGCAGCCUGCAGGGCCUGGGUUCGGCAUUUGCGGACACCUCCGGCAUCGCCAUGAUCGCUGACCGCUACGGGGACGAGGAGACGGAGCGCAGCCGCGCGCUCGGCCUCGCGCUGGCCUUCAUCUCCUUUGGCAGCCUGGUGGCUCCGCCCUUCGGCGGGAUUCUCUACGAGCUGGCCGGUAAGCGCGUGCCAUUCCUGGUGCUCGCGUGCGUGUGUCUCGCGGACGGCUGCCUGCUGCUGGCCGUGGUCAAGCCGUUCUCUAACCAAGGCGCGCGCCAGAACCAGCCGGCCGGCGUACCCCUGCACCGGUUAAUCAUGGACCCCUACAUCGCCGUGGUGGCGGGCGCGCUCACCGUCUGCAACAUCCCGCUUGCCUUCCUCGAGCCCACCAUCGCUGGCUGGAUGGAGAACACCAUGCACGCCACCAAGUGGCAGAUUGGCCUGGCGUGGCUGCCCUCCUUCUUCCCGCACGUGCUGGGCGUCUACUUGACCGUCAAGCUGGCGGAGCGCUACCCGAGCAUGCAGUGGUUCUACGGAGCCGUGGGCAUGUUGAUCAUCGGGGCCAGCUCGUGCGUCGUGCCCGCUUGCAAGAGCUUCUCGCAGCUCAUGCUCCCGCUGUGCGGCAUCUGCUUCGGCAUCGCGCUAGUGGACACGGCCCUAUUGCCCACCAUGGCCUUCCUGGUGGACGUGCGCUACGCCUCCGUGUACGGGAGCGUGUACGCCAUCGCGGACAUCUCCUACUCGGUGGCCUACGCGCUCGGGCCCGUGGCGGCCGGACACAUCGUGCACACCAUGGGCUUCGCACAACUCAACCUGGGCAUGGGCCUCGCCAACGUGCUAUAUGCGCCCGCGCUGCUCGCCUUGCGCCACGUGUGCCAGAUCAAGCCAUCGCGCUCCGAGAGGCGCAUCCUGCUGGACGACGAGGAGGAAGAGGAGGGAGGUGGAGGACCGGGGCUCUAUGAUGCCAUUAGGAUGGAGGAGCGCAAGGCUAAGAGGAAAGGGCUGGAUGCCAACAACUGCGCGCGGAACGAGUACAACACCAGCACCCCCAACAGCACCAACAACAUCACUGCCAACAGCACCAACACAAACCCCCCUCACAGUAUAGCCAGACCCCGCAGAGCCAGGCCCAAACCCCCCGGCUCUGCUCAGAUCACCACCACCCCGCUGGUUGUAGAGGGGAGCGGGCUAGACGUGGACACAGCCGAAUCCAGCGCUUCCUCCCCGGGGGACUCACCCGGACCUGAGCGCGUCUAGUGGACGGAUCCCCCUAACAUCAAUACUACCGUCCACGAUCUGCCACGCAAUCUGAACGUCCACUCAUUAGUGUGUGUGUGUGUGUGUGUGUGUGUGUGUGUGUGUGUGUGUGUGUGUGUUUGAGACAGUGGGACAUCAGGUAACAGAACUCAAAUUUCUUUAGACAUUACGCACAAACGAUUCUACAGGUGCUAAAAAGGUUCCUUGACUAGUAACAGAACCAGUAGCUUUUCUGAUGGUUACUAAAAAAAGGAGGCAAAGUUGGUUACAAGUUACAAAACAUUCCAUUUCUAAUAUAAGCACCAUAUGUAUAGAUUAAGGACGAUAAAGAACCAUAUAAAUAUUGUAGAAGAUUAAGCAAAAAAGUUUAAUGAAUAAAUAAGUAACCUGUUCUAUAUACAAUCGCGAGAACCCACUUAAAUUACCUCUUUUUAGAAUUAGAUUUUUAGAAUGUAUGACCCAAAACAUGCCGGGUUCUAUAUACUGAUUAAGCUUUAAGUUUUUAUUUCAAACAAUAUAAUCUCAUUUUAUUUCAAACAAUAUAAUCAUAACAAUCGCGCACAUCAUAUAAAUUUAAUAAUUUACAAAUAUAUACAUGUGAUAAAGAAAAAUACCCACAUACAAGAAGUUUUUUUUUCACGAGAAAUAAACUAUAAGCAAAGAACGAUUUUAACUUUCAAGUAUACAUAAGCACCUUUACGAAAGAACCCUUAAUCAACCCCGUAAUUUAGGAGCCCCUUAGAUCGCACUAAACACUGAAAAACAUUUUAAAGCUACAUUUAGAACUAUUUAAAAGGGUUAUAUGCACAAGAGGUUAUUUGUUUCAGAAGAGAAAUAUUAAUCACUUUCAAUCAAUUUUCAAUCAAUCAUUUUUUUAUUUUAUAUAACAAACCAAAAUGCGAUGGGGAAUCGCUUUGUUUUGUUUUGUUGUUGGUGUAUUUUUUUUAUUAAUUAAAGGAUCCCAAUCUAAUAAACAAAUAAACCCGUAUAACCCAAAAAAGAGGUAAUCUACAGCUCUGCGAGUCCUAACAAACCAUUUUGUUGUAUUGAUAAAAAUGAUGCUAAAGCCUUUGCUAAAGAACCAUAACAACCCUUAAUGUUCCCUGAUGUUCCACUGAGAGCUGAGAUGUGUUCAUCAGCAGAACAGUAGGAUCGCCUCAGAACUGAAGAUCCUGGACUUUGGGAGUUUGAUCACCUGUGAAUCUGCCGAGCCUCGUGAGGCUACCUUCCGCCAGGUGUGAAGAGAACCUUAGCGCGCGCAUUCGUGAUGUUUCACAGCUACUUCCUGUAAAAUCUGCAGAAGUAAAUAAUGUCUAUAUUUCCAUAUAAACAGAUGUAAUUUUUUUAUUUUGAUGAGAGUAAUUUUAUUUACUGUUGUAAUUAAAUGUAAUUGAGUAUUCAGAUGUAAACACGUGACCUUUUAAAUACGGGGCUGUAAGAUUACUGUGUAUAUAUUAUGUAGCGAUUUGUAAAUUAACGUGAAUCUGUGUAUUCGACUGUGUUCGUGUGUGUGAGAGAGUGUGUGUGUGUGUGUGUGUGUGUGAGAGAGAGAGAGAGAAAGAGAGACAGAGGAGAGUUGGAUGGUAAAGAGAGAGAGAGAGAGAGCGAAAGAGAGAGAGAAAUGUGAGAAAAGAGCUGUUCACAAGCUUAUGCGGUUAAUUUUGAUAAUAAAAAUCAACUAAAAAGAA